Acromyrmex echinatior (Panamanian leafcutter ant) is the source of this 1650-nucleotide messenger RNA. RefSeq lists its product as uncharacterized. The record is from RefSeq and is a predicted model, not a curated record. Lineage: Eukaryota; Metazoa; Arthropoda; Insecta; Hymenoptera; Formicidae.
UCGGGCCAUCGAGGCCAUUCUCUUACAAAGAUCUCAUUUGAAUUGAUGAUAAUUGCCAAAUUUCAAAAUUGAUUCCAUGAAUUCCAUUUCUGCCGGUUCCGACCUGUGUAGAGAGUUAACUUGUGCGAUUUAACGUUUUGUCGAGAAAAAUUUUUCUCGAGAUUAACAUUUGCAUCGCGAUAAUUUUGAAGUGACAUGUCGAAACCAAAAUGAGUACUUGUCAAAUAGUAUCAUGUAGAAAUAAUUAUCGAACAAAAGAAUCCAGAACUAUACAUUUUCAUCGCUUCCCAAGAAGAAAUGCAUUAUUAUUACAAUGGGAGAAAGCUUGUGGGAGAAAAAAUAUCAAUAUUAAAAAUGGCCGCGUCUGUUCCAUCCAUUUUGAUUCAGCAGCAUACAAAGUAUAUGAUUUACAUAAUCAACCAAAAAAAAGAAGAUUAAGAUCUGAUGCAGUACCCACGCUGAAUUUAGGAUCAUCAAAUGGCAAAGUACCAGAUACUGCAAUGAAUACAAUACUGCCUAAAGAGGAGUUUGAAGUAAUGAAUACAACACUAUUUGAAGAACAGAUGGAAGCUUCAACUUCAAGAGACUUAUUAAAUUUGAACACACCAGAAUCUUCUAUGUCUGGAGAAUUACCGGAAAACUUCUUGGACAAAUCCAACAAUCCGCCGGUGGAAAUUGGCAAAAAAGGAUUCGACGAAUUUGGAUUACAGAACAAUAUUUUAAAGAAGCAGCAUGUUAACGAUAACAACAGAAAGGAAUAUGAAAUCAGAGAAAGUGAGAUGGAAAGGGAACGACAAAACGAAGAAGAGAAAGACAAAACUAGCGAGUACCAUUUUUAUGAGGAGGAUCAGGAUACAGACAGCGAGAGUGAACAAAAAAUGAAUACUAAAGACAGGUUCAAACUUGGGUUCAAGCAGGGAAAGAAAAUUCAUGAAUGCAAUCAGUGCGGUCGUACAUUUCUACUGCAUCAAAUGUUAAUGUUGCACAUUCAGCAUUUCCAUCGCAAUCGCCGAUAUGAGUACGAUGACUGCAAGAAACGCUUUUUCAGCAAAUCAAAUUUGCUGAAACAUAAAACCAUACAUGUAGAUAAGAUGCCAUUCUCGUGCUCAGUAUGCCAGAUUAAGUUCAGGCUGAUGGAACAGCUGCAGUAUCACAAGAAAAUACACAUGAACAAGAUGCAAUAUGCCUGUCAGCAUUGCAGUCGCAGAUUUGUCACUGUUGAAGAAUGUAAGAAACACGACGAUUUGGAGCAUAAGAAAGUAAAGCCGUUUCAAUGCGACAUCUGUGGUAAUUGCUUUGUAGCCAAACAGGGCUUGCAACGGCACAUAGCACAGAAACAUGAAGAACUGUUCACGUGCAACUAUUGUACAGAGGUCUUCCACACAAAGACAUUGCUAAACCACCAUUUGCUUACUCACAUUGAUGAUCGACCACAUACGUGUAAAAUUUGCCUGAAGAGGUUUCUCCGAUUACAUCAUUUAACCGAACAUAUAAAAGUUAAUCAUAGUGAAUUGAAGAAGACAGAGGACUACAGUGAUGCUCAAUCUGAAAUCCAACAAUUAACUGUCUGCAGCCCUCCAGCUUAUAGCCCAAAAUAUAAAAUUAUAUUUUCUAUUUCGUAUAAAAUACCAAUAUAAUAAGGAAAUUUAA